Neocloeon triangulifer is the source of this 2950-nucleotide messenger RNA. It is a transcript of the gene gish, whose product is annotated as casein kinase I. Gene Ontology annotation, molecular function: protein serine/threonine kinase activity; ATP binding. NCBI's taxonomy places the organism in Eukaryota, Metazoa, Arthropoda, Insecta, Ephemeroptera, Baetidae. The transcript is spliced from 14 exons. Gene Ontology annotation, biological process: positive regulation of canonical Wnt signaling pathway; peptidyl-serine phosphorylation; signal transduction. The record is from RefSeq and is a predicted model, not a curated record. Gene Ontology annotation, cellular component: cytoplasm; nucleus; plasma membrane. Bases 507 to 2162 code for a protein of 551 amino acids.
CACAAUCCACGGCGAGGUCACAUCUCGUUCAGCUAUGGCGGUGCCAAGUGGUUGAGACGACUGGAAGAGGAACGUUCGUGUCCGUUUGAAAUGCUCGGUCGGCAGUGGUGAAGCCGAAUAGCCGAGCCAGAAGUGCCGAACGCAAAGGGAGAAGCAGCAGCGAGUGCAUUCGCACGGAAGGAGCGGCCGCGAGGAGGAGGGCACACGAGACAAACACAAAACGAAAAGAGUGUGCGAAACGGAGACGCAGGGCGGUGCGUCAUGUCGGCAUUGAUUUUCGUCGCGGGCAGCCGCUGGUGAUCGGGCCGACGUCGUCCGGUGCAAGUGGCGAAGAUUCUACGGCGGUUGCACUGUGCAGAAGCCCGCCGAGUGCACGAUGGCCAUCGGCUACCUGUGACGGAAGGACGUGAGGCAGCCAUUUUCAGUCGUGCUAAUCCAGUUAGUAAGCAGCGGCGGGGCAGAAGCCCAGGCGGACGACAAAGUCGGCGUCCGGUCGGCAUCGGAGCAUGCAGAAGGGCAAGACCGCCGGUGAAGCAACACAGCAGCAGGAAAAGCGAGUCUCAAGGGCGGGCGCAGCUGGAACAGCGGCCGGCGCCGUCGCCGGCGCCGCUUCUGCCGUCCGAGCAACCUCGGCGUCCAACAUGCAUAGCACCAGCAGACACAGUGUCUCCAGCGGCUCGUCCGGCGUCCUCAUGGUCGGACCCAAUUUCAGGGUCGGCAAGAAGAUAGGAUGCGGAAACUUCGGCGAGCUGCGCCUUGGCAAAAACUUGUACAACAACGAGCAUGUUGCCAUCAAAAUGGAGGCGAUGAAAUCAAAAGCGCCGCAGCUGCAUCUAGAAUACAGGUUCUACAAGCUGCUCGGCUCUCACGGCUCGGCGGGCAAGAGGAAGUCGACUUCGAACGCCGGCGGCUCCGGCAGCGGAUCGGCGACGCCCGGCGCCUCCUCCACUUGCUCCACAGGCAAACUCAAAGCAGAAGGUAUUCCCGAGGUGUAUUACUUUGGCCCGUGCGGCAAAUACAACGCGCUCGUGAUGGAGCUGCUCGGUCCCAGCCUAGAAGACUUGUUUGACCUCUGCGGACGUAGGUUUACCCUGAAGACAGUUUUAAUGAUCGCAAUUCAACUACUCCAUAGGAUAGAAUACGUUCACUCAAGACAUCUUAUAUACAGAGAUGUCAAGCCUGAGAAUUUCCUCAUUGGUCGUAGCUCCACCAAGAAGGACAAAGUGAUACAUAUUAUAGACUUUGGACUCGCUAAGGAAUACAUUGACCUGGAGACUAAUAAACACAUCCCUUACCGGGAGCACAAGAGUUUAACAGGCACAGCUAGAUAUAUGAGCAUAAACACGCAUUUAGGCAAAGAACAAAGCCGGCGAGAUGACCUGGAGGCCCUGGGGCACAUGUUCAUGUACUUUCUGCGCGGCUCGCUGCCGUGGCAGGGCCUGAAGGCGGAUACGCUGAAGGAGCGGUACCAAAAGAUCGGCGACACGAAGCGUGCGACGCCGAUCGAGGUGCUGUGCGAAAACCAGCCUGAGGAGAUGGCCACCUACCUGCGCUACGUCAGAAGACUGGACUUUUUCGAGACUCCCGACUACGAGUAUCUGAGAAAACUCUUCCAGGAUCUAUUCGAGAGGAAAGGCUACGUUGACGACGCCGAGUUCGACUGGACGGGCAAGACUAUGCCCGCCAAUUUCCACGUUUUCCGCGUGCUCAGAAACGCACCACCCUCCCACGUCGGGAAAACCAAGUCGGACAAGUCAACACCAGUGGGCUCCUUACAGACUGCACACGAGAUGGUUGUUUCACCUAACAGAGAGCAGCACCGAAAUACGGCAAAGGAUGGAUUGGAUUGGCUAAUGUAUGACGAUGACGAGGAAUUGGUUAUUGAGGAGGGUGGAGUCAAGGGUGCUGCAUGGUCUGAUGUUCCAAAGCAGUCGUCAAAUACUCUGGGCAACCUGACACCGGCCGACAGGCACGGAUCCGUGCAGGUCGUCAGCUCCACGAAUGGCGAACUAGCCAACGACGACCCCACAGCCGGACACUCGAACACGCCCAUCACUGCGCAAGCCGAAGUGGAAAUCGUUGAUGAAACCAAUUUUUGCUAUUAUUGCAGAUGCUGCUGCUUCUUUAAACGAAAGAAGAAGAAGUCGGGGCGCGCGAAAUGACUAGCUGCCGUCGUGCAGUGCAGUCCGGAGCGAGAAGCGGUGACCCUGCUGCGCGCCACCUCUCAGUCCAACUCACGAGAUUCGAUGCUCAGUCCAAGUGGGGAGUUCUUGGCAGCGGCGGCCGCGGCCGUCGCCUCUUCCCAACACCCCCGAGCAGCGGCCAGCCGUCAAGUCCCUCCACUUGCUUAGUCAUCAAACGAAAUUUAAAAACAACACAAAGCACCGCCUGCAAUUUAAACGAAUCCCCCUUUGGCAAAUCUUGCAAAUCACACACAUACACUCACUCACUACGUACGCUACUCGAAGUGAAUUCACUUAUGAACACACACACACACACACACAUGGAAACGCGCUCGCGCGAAAAGCCACUUAUCUGUAGAUUAUUUGCUCUUCCCUAUUAUUGUUUAGUUUCAAUUUUUAAUCGAGCGAGAAUGUCGAUGGCUUUUUGUGAGGCACUAUCUACUUUUUAGCCAACGCGGCGAGCAACUGGCGGAUGAGCGACAAAAACGCCUCCGCCUAUCACGCCGCUUUCUCUCUAUCUCUCUGUUUUUUAAGAGAAAGUUGUGAAUGACACACACACCCCAAAACCCUGCCCGAAGAAGCGGAAGAAGUUGAUAAGAAAUGAUGUUCCAUGAUGCAUACUUUUUUUUUAUUUAUAAUCGAUCGAUCACUGUAAAUAUUAACGCCGGAGAAAAAUAUGAAAAAAAUACGCUAAAAACAAAAUGAUGAUGAAAAUGGAAACUUGUAACAACUUUUAAUUUAAUAAAUAUAGUUCUUAUGGCUGUAAA